Pneumocystis carinii B80 is the source of this 2379-nucleotide messenger RNA. RefSeq lists its product as hypothetical. Gene Ontology annotation, molecular function: GTP binding; U3 snoRNA binding; GTPase activity. The coding region runs from base 1 to 2379 and encodes 792 amino acids. The transcript has 12 exons. Lineage: Eukaryota; Fungi; Ascomycota; Pneumocystomycetes; Pneumocystales; Pneumocystaceae. Gene Ontology annotation, biological process: endonucleolytic cleavage of tricistronic rRNA transcript (SSU-rRNA, 5.8S rRNA, LSU-rRNA); maturation of SSU-rRNA from tricistronic rRNA transcript (SSU-rRNA, 5.8S rRNA, LSU-rRNA); ribosome biogenesis. The record is from RefSeq and is a predicted model, not a curated record. Gene Ontology annotation, cellular component: preribosome, small subunit precursor; nucleus.
AUGGGGAAAAAAAAAGAGAAAAAAGAUAGAGAAGAUCAUGAGGAAAAAGAACAAAAAAAAAAGCAUCAUCAUAGGUCAAGUAUGAAGAGAAUAAAGAAAAAAUAUAAAAAUGGAAAAAAAUCAAAAAGAGGAAUUGAGGAGAAAAAAUGGAGUAUUUAUGUUAAAAAACAUACGUCAAUGAAGAUGGAUAGAAAAAACAAAAAAAAACAGGAACGAGAGCAUAAAAAGGAAGAAAUGAUGCGUAAAAGUAGUAUAUAUAGGGGAAGGAAUGGUAUUUCUAAGCUUAUAGGAAUUGUAUGUCUUUGUGAAGGAGUAGAACCUUUAAAAGUGGUAGAAAAUCUGAAUAGAUCGAUUGAUAUUGAUACGGAAAAUUUUUUGGGGGUAUCAAGAGUAAUUAAGUAUGAUUUAGAAAGAAAAAAAGAAAGAAUUAAAAGAUUUAGUGUUGAAAGAUUUAAACAAAAGCUUCAAUAUAUCAUUCCUAAGAGGGAAUUUUUAGAUAUUAUUGAUUACAGCAAAAUAAUGGAUUUUGUAAUAUUACUUAUGUCAGCUAAAGAAGAGGUAGAUGUAUUUGGAGAAAUAUGUAUAAGAAGUAUUCAAGCACAAGGUAUUUCGAAUGUUAUACCUAUAGUUCAGGAUUUGGAAGAUUUAAAUUCAAUGAAAAAGAAAUCAGAUGUAAAAAAGUCAAUAUUAAGUUUUAUAAAGCAUUUUUUUCCAGAAGAAGAGAAAAUAUAUAGUAUUGAUACAUUACAAGAAGCAUUGAAUGUUGUAAGAAUGAUAUGUGUUCAAAUACCAUCAGGAAUACAAUGGAGGGAUGAUAGAUCAUAUAUUUUAGGGGAGAAAGUAGAAUGGAAAGAUAUAAAUGAUAGUAAAAAGGGAAUUUUAAUUGUUAAGGGUAUUGUGAGAAGCAAACCUUUGAAUAUAGAUCGUUUAGUUUGUAUACCUGGAUGGGGUGAUUAUCAAAUUGAGCGAAUUAUUGUUGUUAAUUCAAAUGAGAUGAAUGAUAAGGAAAAAUAUAAUUCAAUGGUAGAAGAUAAUGAAGAAACAGUUAUUUAUCCUACGGAAAAUCAAGAUUCAUUAGAAGAAUUGGCACCAAUUGUAGAAGAUAUGGAAGAUAUGAAUAAUCAUGUAGAUCAGGAAAAAAAGAAACAAAAAAGUGUGCAUAUUGAUGAUUAUUAUUACAUUUCUGAUGAUUCUGAUACAAUAAAAAGGCCACGUCGUUUACCUUCAGGAACAUCUGAUUAUCAAGCAGCAUGGAUUCUUGAUAGCAAUUCUGAUGAUAGUGAAAAUGGUUCAAAUAUGGAUGUUGAUAAUUCCUCUUUAGAUGAGAAUAGUGAUUUAGAGAGUGUUGAAUAUAAAGAUGAGGAAGAGGAGUCAAUUGAUGACCAAAUGGAUGAUGAUCAAAGCAAAAUGUCAAUAGAAUUAUUACCAGAGGAUGAAAAAUUAAUUCAUAAAAGUAUUAGGGAUAGACAAAAGGAAAGAGAGGAAGAUCGUGAAUUUCCUGAUGAAGUUGUUGUUUCACCAGAUAUAUCACUUAAAAAAAGAUUUAAAAAAUACAGAGGAUUAAAGAAUUUCAGAACAAGUCCAUGGGAUCCUAAUGAGAACGAUUCUAAUACACCUUAUUAUUGGAAACGUAUAUAUAAAUUUAGUAAUUAUAAAACAACAAAAAAAAGACCAGGGACAUGUGUAAUUAUAGAAAUUAGGAAUUGCGAGAAAGAGAUGUUUUCUACAUAUUCUUCUACAUCACCUUUUAUUAUUUUUUCACUUUUACAGUAUGAACAUUUCUUAACUUCUUCAAAUUUCCUUAUAACACAAAAUACGGAAUAUGAAUUGCCGGUUAAAUCUAAGGAUGAGCUUAUUUUACAAUAUGGUCCUCGUAGAAUUCUUGUUAAACCACUUUUUUCUCAAUCUUCUAAUACAAGAAGUGUAAAUAACGUACAUAAAUUUGAAAGAUAUUUACAGAAAGGAAAAUCUUCUAUUGCAUCUGUAGUAUGUCCUAUUUUUUUUGGAAAUAUUCCUAUAUUACUCUUAAAAAAUACAUCAUCAGGUUUUUCUUUGGUAGCAACAGGAUCAUUUCUUAAUUCAGAUCAUUCAAGAAUUAUAUCAAAAAGAGUGAUCUUAACUGGUUAUCCUUUUAAAAUUUACAAAAAAAUUGUAAUUGUUAGAUAUAUGUUUUUUAAUCCUGAUGAUGUAGAAUGGUUUAAACCCAUACAAUUAUUUACAAAAUAUGGAAGAGUAGGAUAUAUUAAAGAAAGUUUAGGUACUCAUGGAUAUUUUAAAGCAAUAUUUGAUCGUAGAAUUAAUCAACAAGAUACUGUUGCUAUGAACUUAUAUAAAAGAGUUUAUCCAUCUCUUGGAAAAAUAUGGAGACCUCAAUUAUAA